This is a messenger RNA of Peromyscus californicus insignis, 757 nucleotides long. RefSeq names its product troponin C1, slow skeletal and cardiac type (gene Tnnc1). Gene Ontology annotation, molecular function: calcium ion binding. Gene Ontology annotation, cellular component: myosin II complex. The transcript is spliced from 6 exons. Bases 87 to 572 code for a protein of 161 amino acids. The record is from RefSeq and is a predicted model, not a curated record. NCBI's taxonomy places the organism in Eukaryota, Metazoa, Chordata, Mammalia, Rodentia, Cricetidae.
GUGGAGGGAGGCAGGGCUAUUUAAGCCCAGGCUGAGGGCUGGCUGGCUGGCAACCCCAGUAGCCUGUCCUGUGAGCUGCCUCCAGCAUGGAUGACAUCUACAAAGCCGCGGUAGAGCAGUUGACAGAAGAGCAGAAGAAUGAGUUCAAGGCUGCCUUUGAUAUCUUUGUCCUGGGUGCGGAGGACGGCUGCAUCAGUACCAAGGAGCUGGGCAAGGUGAUGAGGAUGCUGGGCCAGAACCCCACACCUGAGGAGCUGCAGGAGAUGAUCGAUGAAGUGGAUGAAGAUGGCAGUGGCACAGUGGACUUCGACGAGUUCCUUGUCAUGAUGGUUCGGUGCAUGAAGGAUGAUAGCAAAGGGAAGUCUGAGGAGGAGCUCUCGGAUCUCUUCCGCAUGUUUGACAAAAAUGCGGACGGCUACAUCGACUUGGAUGAGCUGAAGAUGAUGCUGCAGGCUACAGGCGAGACAAUUACAGAGGAUGACAUUGAAGAGCUCAUGAAGGAUGGUGACAAGAACAAUGAUGGCCGAAUUGACUAUGAUGAGUUCCUGGAAUUCAUGAAGGGUGUGGAGUAGACAUUGACUUUGCACAGAGUUGCCCCCACGCCUGGCCUCCCUCUCCAGACAGACCCUGUGGUACCAGUACAACUGGAUUCUCUAGACUCUGAACCUGGUUGUGUCCUUUAAUCUCCCCGCCACCCAACCUAGACUCUCUCCCCUUUCCUGUCCUGGGGAAUGCAAAUAAAUCCUUGCUCCCUAGA